AUGCAGUCCAUGAUCACGAAGUUCCUAUCCAAGGAAGAAGAACGCACAACGAACCUUGAAGACGCGGUUCUUUACCCCGGGUUUGACGAGGCCCAUGGGCACCCUGCGGUCAUGCAUCAACAACUUGAGGACGCAGGGACAAUGUUGUUAACAAUGAGUCUCGAGAUCGGAAGAAAGAUUGCUGCUGAGGAGAGCGUCUUAUCUGGGUUCCCGAGUAUGGCAGAGGAGAUACAGAGGUUGAAAAGGGCCAGGAGGGAUCAGUUGAUCUAA
Morchella importuna is the source of this 270-nucleotide messenger RNA. RefSeq lists its product as uncharacterized. Bases 1 to 270 code for a protein of 89 amino acids. Lineage: Eukaryota; Fungi; Ascomycota; Pezizomycetes; Pezizales; Morchellaceae. The transcript has a single exon. The record is from RefSeq and is a predicted model, not a curated record.